Molecule: messenger RNA, 2469 nt
Organism: Nymphaea colorata (pocket water lily)
Lineage: Eukaryota; Viridiplantae; Streptophyta; Magnoliopsida; Nymphaeales; Nymphaeaceae
Product: probable methyltransferase PMT18
Exons: 6
Coding region: 346-2235 (629 amino acids)
Cellular component (GO): trans-Golgi network; cytoplasm; endosome
Molecular function (GO): methyltransferase activity
Source: RefSeq, a predicted model, not a curated record
GGUUUUCUUAACAGUUUCAAUGUUUUUUUCUUUUACCCCUCUCUUCUUACAGGCUGCUUUGCUCAUCUAUCAUUGAGUCUGAGUGUGGGCGUGGGGUUCCCUUCAUCAACUUUUAGGAGGUUUUGUGUCGGUGGUUUUCUGGGUUUUUUUAAUGGGUUUUUUGGUGUUUCACACAAGUCGGGGCUCUCUCCUUCUCUUUCUAUAGGAGGGACGUUCUCCGAGGGUGGUUUUAAGAACCGAGGAGGGAGCUGGAUCUGCUUGUUAGCUCUGGCUUUUAGCCUUUUCGAGCUCGGGAGCGAGUUGAGGUUUCUUAUGGUGGUUGCCUGUUGUCUAAGCUGAGGAUAAAUGGCUAAAGACUACGGGGGCGGCUCUCCAAAACCCCACCAUUUGGAAUCAAAGAGAAGGCGUCUUUCAUGGGUUCUAGGCGUUAGUGCUCUAUGUGUUAUCUUCUAUCUGCUUGGAGCAUGGCAGAACUCCUCCUCUGUUACUGUAGAUCGCAUGGGCAUAAGCCCGAAAGUGGAUUGUGACACUAAAUCUCAAUCUUAUGCCCGUCCUGUUGUCCAAUCUUCAAUAUCGACGCUGGAUUUUGAAGCACACCAUCAACUCGGAGCCAAUGAAUCUUUGCCUGUCGUCCGGAAGUUCCGUCCCUGCGAUAGCAAAUAUAGUGAGUACACCCCCUGUCAAGAUCCCAUCAGGGCGAGAAAAUUCGAGAAGAAGAUGUUGAUGUACCGGGAACGGCAUUGUCCUGCAAAGGAUGAGGUCCUGCAGUGUUUGAUCCCUGCUCCGGCUAACUAUAAGAACCCAUUCAGAUGGCCUCAGAGCAGGGACUAUGCUUGGUUUGACAAUGUCCCACACAAGGAGCUAACCAUUGAAAAAGCUGUUCAGAAUUGGAUUCAAGUUGAGGGAGAUAAAUUCAGAUUUCCGGGUGGAGGUACCAUGUUCACACGAGGUGCUAAUGCAUAUAUCGAUGACAUUGCCGAGCUUAUCCCACUUGCUUCGGGAUCGAUCAGAACUGCUCUUGAUACUGGAUGUGGGGUGGCCAGUUGGGGUGCUUAUCUGCUCAGCAGAAACGUUUUGACAAUGUCAUUUGCACCAAGGGAUACACAUGAAGCACAGGUUCAGUUUGCAUUAGAGAGAGGAGUUCCAGCAAUGAUCGGAGUGAUGGCAUCACAGCGGAUCCCUUAUCCUGCCCGAGCUUUUGACAUGGCACACUGUUCAAGGUGUUUGAUACCUUGGUAUGAUUUUGACGGUCUUUACUUGAUUGAAGUCGACCGAGUUCUAAGACCAGGCGGUUACUGGAUAUUAUCUGGCCCUCCCAUUAACUGGAAAAAGCACUAUAAAGGAUGGGAGAGAACUCAGGAAGAUUUGAAAAAAGAACAGGACACGAUUGAGGCUACAGCCAAGCGUCUCUGCUGGAAGAAGGUUGUGGAGAAGAAUGAUCUUGCUAUAUGGCAAAAGCCCAUUAACCACAUUGAAUGUGUGAAGAGUAGAAAGGUCUAUAAAGUUCCACAUAUUUGCAAGGAAGAUAAUCCAGAUAUUGCUUGGUACAAAAAGAUGGAAACAUGCAUAACCCCACUUCCUGAAGUACAAAGUGCAGAUGAAGUGGCUGGAGGAGCACUGGAGAAAUGGCCUAAGAGGGCAAUGGCUGUUCCACCGAGAAUUUCUAGUGGCUCUAUCCCUGAAAUCACUGUCAAUAAAUUCAAAGAAGAUAAUGCGCUGUGGAAACAACGUCUGACUUACUACAAGAAGAUUGUUCCAUCUCUUGCACAGGGGCGUUACAGAAACAUCAUGGACAUGAAUGCUCAUCUGGGAGGUUUUUCAGCUGCAUUGGCUGAUGCUCCUGUAUGGGUAAUGAAUGUUAUCCCUGCCAACUCCAAGCAUGAUACUCUUGGAGCAAUUUACGAACGAGGGUUCAUUGGCACAUACCAAGACUGGUGUGAGGCUUUCUCCACAUAUCCUAGAACUUAUGAUCUUAUCCAUGCCGGUGGCAUAUUUAGCAUCUAUCAGGACAGGUGUGACAUAACCAACAUUCUCUUGGAGAUGGAUAGGAUUUUGAGACCAGAAGGAACGGUAAUAUUCAGGGACACUGUUGAGGUUCUUGUCAAGAUUCAAGGCAUAAUAGAAGGAAUGAGAUGGAAAAGUGACAUUAAGGACCAUGAGACUGGGCCCUUUAAUCCUGAGAAGAUCCUUCUAGCUGUUAAAACUUACUGGACCACCUCAACAGCAGAAACCUAAGAGGAAGGUCUGGAAUUUUGUUGAGUUCGCUGUUUCCACAAAAGUUGCAGGAUUAACUAUUAAGGACCUCUCUGUUUUCUGUCCUAGAAAAAAGGCUCAUCUGUGCUUCCUUUCAUUUUUAAGUUGGCCCCUAUGUUUGAAUUAAUUAUUUGUUCCUUUGGAAGACAAGUGUAAAUAAACAGGUGGUUUUCACAUGUUUCUAGUUAAAUCUCAGGUAAGAGUACAUUUCUGUUC